CGAAACAGGAGUCGGAUGAGCAAGGGGGCUGUGAGGUUGCGAUAGCACGAACAGACCACGAGCGAAUUAGUUCCAUUCAAGCGAAACGGACUAUGAGCGAAGCAAAUGGGAGCGAAACACAAAUGGCUUGUCCUUUGUGUGUAGCGUAUGAGUUAGAGCAGGAAAGGAGAUAG
Messenger RNA from Racocetra persica, 173 nucleotides. The record is from the annotation of a GenBank genome assembly. NCBI's taxonomy places the organism in Eukaryota, Fungi, Glomeromycota, Glomeromycetes, Diversisporales, Gigasporaceae.